Molecule: messenger RNA, 1668 nt
Organism: Cicer arietinum (chickpea)
Lineage: Eukaryota; Viridiplantae; Streptophyta; Magnoliopsida; Fabales; Fabaceae
Product: triose phosphate/phosphate translocator, non-green plastid, chloroplastic-like
Biological process (GO): transmembrane transport
Cellular component (GO): membrane
Molecular function (GO): transmembrane transporter activity
Source: RefSeq, a predicted model, not a curated record
GCUGCUAGCAAUAGCAAAAUGAUAGAAGAAUAGAAUAUCCGACAAAUGAGAGUCUAGAUUCAUGCUCUUUUGUUUUAUCUGUUGCUCCCUCGCUCGCUCGAUCGAUCGCACCUUCUCAUUUCUUUAUUUAUUCAUUCAUUGAAAUUGUUAAUUUAGGUCCCUCCCAUCCCACCAUCAUCGCCAUUCUCAUUCUCCGAUCUCCAAAAUGCAGGCCACGCUUUUACCUCUCUCCCCUUCUCUUUCUCUCUACAAAUCUCGCACCUCUCAUCUUUCCAUUUUCAAAUCCAACAACACUUUUCUCUCUUCUUUCAAAUCAUGCACACCUCUCACUUCUUCCAAAUUCAUCUCCUUAACGCCUCUCCACCAUUCUUCCCACCGCCUCCACACCAAAGCAACCACCACCGCCGCCGCCGAUGACUCCUCCGACAGCACCAGUCUGAUAAAAACUCUAGAGCUUGGAGCUCUUUUCUGCCUAUGGUUCUCCUUUAACAUUUACUUCAAUAUCUAUAACAAACAGGUCUUGAAAGUGUACCAUUUCCCUGUAACUCUAACUCUUUUUCAAUUUGCUGUCGGGACACUCAUUGUGUCCUUCAUGUGGGGUCUUCAUCUAUAUAAACGACCAAAAAUCACUUCUUCACAGCUUUUAGCAAUAUUUCCAUUGGCUUUGGUACAUACAUUAGGGAACCUUUUCACUAACAUGAGUCUUGGAAAGGUUGCUGUCUCUUUCACUCAUACUGUUAAAUCAAUGGAGCCUUUCUUUUCAGUCAUCCUCUCUUCUAUGUUUCUUGGAGAGAUGCCUACAGCAUGGGUGGUUGGUUCACUUGUGCCUAUUGCUGGUGGAGUGGCACUUGCAUCUGCUACGGAGGCUUCUUUCAAUUGGGUUGGGUUUUUGAGUGCAAUGGCUUCCAAUUUGACAAACCAAUCUCGUAAUGUGCUUAGCAAAAAACUCAUGGUUAACAAGGAGGAAUCCAUGGACAACAUAACCCUCUUCUCAAUAAUAACUGUUAUGUCAUUCUUGUUAUCAGUACCUCUAACCAUCUUCAUGGAGGGUGUCAAAUUUACCCCUGCUUACCUGCAAUCCUCAGGAUUAGAUGUUCAACAAGUUUACAUCAGAUCUCUUCUUGCUGCACUCUGUUUCCAUGCAUAUCAGCAAGUUUCUUAUAUGAUACUGGAAAGGGUAUCACCUGUUACUCAUUCAGUAGCAAACUGUGUGAAGCGAGUGGUAGUUAUUGUGAGCUCUGUCAUUUUUUUCCAAACGCCUGUCUCACCAAUUAAUGCAUUAGGGACUGGUAUAGCCCUUUCUGGUGUUUUUCUAUAUUCCAGGGUGAAGAGAAUUAAGCCAAAGACAGAUUAAUUUUCAGAAGCAAAAUUUUGGUAGCAGCAGCAUAUCAACAGACACCAACUUGUUACAAUUUUGUUCUUUAGAGGUUAGAUGGGGCUUUAGGAUUAUAUUUCAUUAUACCCCUUUUGUGUGGAUCUCAUUAUAUAUGCCUGAGUCUGAGUGGAGCCUAAUGGUUCUGCUCAAUGAAAAAAUUAUCAUAGCUUUUUUAUUUUAUUUUUAUUUUUUAUUAUAUAUCACACUGAGUUUUUGUUUUGUUUUGUUAAGAAAUGUACAAAAUACGAGUUGAUAAAUGUUGGGCAAGUUUUAUUACUACUUGAAAUGGCUUC